UUUUAAACUUGUUUUAAAUUGUUAUAACCUAUCUUUUUCAUGUUCUUUAAUGAACAUUAAGUUUAGUAAUAAGCCCAAUUAUAAAUUAUUAUUAUAUUAUAAAUUAAAUUUGUUAUACUAAUUAACCAAACAACACCUCUACAGCAAAGAAGUUAUGUUGAAAUAGAGGUAAAGUUAGACAUAAAGCCUAUACAGUUGAAGACAAACGAAAGAAAUUAAUUAACUGGCUGGUUUCCUAGGAAAUUAAACCUGGAUAUUUUUUGAAACUAGUAUUGAUUGACAGUUCUUAAAAGUCGCAAAGUGAUUAAAAGUUACAUUUGAACCCAUUUAAAGUUAUUAUGGCUACAGGAGGUGCUACUCGUAAAAAGAAAGAUGGACCCAAAUUCGAAUUAAAUGAACAGCAAAAGAAUGAUAUAAAAGAAGCUUUUGACUUGUUUGACAUUGAAGGAGUUGGAACCAUUGAUUCCAAAGAAUUAAAAGUUGCAAUUCGAGCUUUAGGAUUUGAACCAAAGAAAGAAGAAAUAAAAGCAAUGAUUGCUGAAGUUGAUAAAGAAGGUACUGGAAAGUUGUCUUUUGACGAUUUUUUGUAUUUAAUGUCGGUUAAAAUGGCAGAGAAGGAUUCUAAAGAAGAAAUUAUGAAAGCUUUUCGUUUGUUUGAUGAUGAUGACACUGGAAAAAUAAGUUUCAAGAAUCUCAAACGAGUUGCUGCAGAACUUGGGGAAAAUCUCACUGAUGAAGAACUUCAGGAAAUGAUUGAUGAAGCUGAUAGGGAUGGAGAUGGUGAAAUAAGCCAGGAUGAAUUUCUGCGCAUCAUGAAGAAAACCAGCUUGUACUAAUGCCAAAGAUAAAUUUCAUUAUCAUACUUUUUUAAUAAUACAUUUUUCAUUUUUCAGGCAUACAUGAAAUACAUUUCUGUAGUAUUUGUGGUGUGUUUCAGGUUUAAACUCUGUUACUUUUAAGGACAUUGAAACAUAUUACAUAAUAAAGGAGAUUACAUGAAUAAUGCUACUGGAAAAGUUUCAUAAAAUCUAUAGUUCAGAUUGUAAUUCUUUCAGUAGUUUUAUAUGUGUAAUUUCUUUCAAAUGAAGUUCAAAUAUAAAGGUUUGAAUAUGAAGGCUGCGAAUUUGUUUUGUGAAUUUUGCUCUUCACAAAAAAAAUUUUUUUAUAGCAAGAUCUUUUAGAUGUAACAUUGCUCUAGUCAUUCCAUUGUAAUGUAUCCUUUGUAAAUAUAAUUAUACUCAUAAAUAAUAGUUGUUUAAAGUAUUACUUGCACAAUUUUAUUAAAUACAUGUUUUAAGCACUAAAACAAUAUAUGCAUACUAGGCACAAUUUCAAUUUUCUUUAAGAAAGAUUAAUGUAAUUACCAUAAUCCAAGUUAAUAUCAUAUGUUUUUGAGAUUUGUUAUAUUUAAAAUGCACUUCUUACUAAAUAAAAGUUUUAAUUGUA
This is a messenger RNA of Agrilus planipennis (emerald ash borer), 1446 nucleotides long. RefSeq names its product caltractin-like. NCBI's taxonomy places the organism in Eukaryota, Metazoa, Arthropoda, Insecta, Coleoptera, Buprestidae. Gene Ontology annotation, molecular function: calcium ion binding. Bases 339 to 836 code for a protein of 165 amino acids. The transcript has 2 exons. The record is from RefSeq and is a predicted model, not a curated record. Gene Ontology annotation, cellular component: centriole; centrosome. Gene Ontology annotation, biological process: mitotic cell cycle; centriole replication.